Molecule: messenger RNA, 2282 nt
Organism: Oncorhynchus mykiss (rainbow trout)
Lineage: Eukaryota; Metazoa; Chordata; Actinopteri; Salmoniformes; Salmonidae
Gene: kctd12b
Product: potassium channel tetramerisation domain containing 12b
Biological process (GO): protein homooligomerization; regulation of G protein-coupled receptor signaling pathway
Cellular component (GO): signaling receptor complex
Molecular function (GO): protein binding
Source: RefSeq, a predicted model, not a curated record
UGACAGCAAUGACAUGACACCAAAUGAUGAAUCAUGUCUAUAAUUCCCUUUGGUCAAUCAUCUAAACAAUCAAAGUCUCUGUUUUUAUAGCUGUAUGGGGAACUGUUAGUUUUGCAUAAUAUAAACGCUGACUCUGGCAGGUAGGUGGGGUUUAACGGGGCUGAUUAUUUACGGUACUUUUUGUAGCAGCAGAGCUCUCCGGGAUGGCAUAAGAGUGGCUAUUACUACGGGAGGAGAAAGCCUACCGACCAAACAAAAGACAAGAGCCUCGUGGACUCGUUCCAUCGGCGAUGGCACAGCUAGAGGUGUUUUUGUUCACGGCUCUAGCUCGCAUUUCGUCUGGGAAAACUGCUUCCUUUAUUGGCUAAUCCUGACCGGUACAUCAACCGACACCUCCAACUAUGGAUUGCACUGAAGUUCCACCUUGUGUGUUUCUGCGUCAAGACAAUAAGAAGUAAGAGGAAACCAUCACGGACGACUGUGGGUUAUUCUCCAUUCCGGACUGAUCCCCAUCUAUAAAGCGGGUCAUUGAGAAAUGCAGAAGUCAACGGAUUUUUAUCCGAAAUAGAUUUUGAUAGACUAUUUUGUUUCAAUCCUCGGCUGCAAUAUUCAGGAUAUUCCAUUGGUUGACGUGUAAAGGGCAUGGACACAAUGUUUAUUAUCCACUGUCUACGCAAGUUAUGUUUUAGCUACCAUAAAUUAUCCCUGUAGUUAGAAUAUAUGUCUUCGUGCUCUCUAUUUUGCAAUUAACGGCCUGGGAUGAUAUAACUGCAGUUUAGAGGAUUGCUUUGCGCUGGUAGGAAUAGUGCUCUGCUGUAGUUAAGCUCUUUUUAACAGAGAAAGGCCUGUCGGGAUAGACGCUACGCAGAUCGCCUAUAGGCUUUCAGAAAUACCCUUUUGUUCAUUUUGACAACAAACCGAUAUAUAUAUAUAUACAAAAUCAAAUGUAAUUCAUAUAAACGCAAGUAACCUAUUCUGGGCUGCAGUGUACAGUUGUAGGCUAUAAAGUGGAAUCAUCUGCCCACUACACUAGCAAGGUGACAGUAGAGUAGGUUUGCAGUGUGAGCGGAGUUCUCUGUGACAGAAGGACAACAACCAUGGCUCUGCCAGAUAACACCCCAGGCAUUCCCGUAGUGGAGGAAGUCAUCUUCCCUGAGAUAGUAGAGCUGAACGUGGGCGGGCAGGUGUACAUCACCCGCUACUCAACACUCAUCAGUGUACCAGACUCUCUCCUGUGGGAGAUGUUUAGCAGGAAAACCACCAAAGGGCUGGCGAGGGACACCAAGGGUCGUUUCUUCCUGGACCGAGAUGGUUUCCUGUUCCGGUAUAUUCUGGACUACAUGAGAGAUCAGCAGCUGGUGCUCCCUGACCACUUCCCAGAGCGGGGUCGCCUGCAGCGGGAGGCUGAGUUCUUCAACCUACCUGAGCUCAUAAAGAUCCUGGCCCCCAAACUCAGCAAGCAGAACUCGCUGGGUGACGAGGGGUGUCAGAGCGACCCGGAGGACUCCUCGCCGGGCAUCGACACCGGGCGCAACCUGGCCUCGCUGGGCACUGCCGCCUGCGCCAGUCUGGUCCCCAGCGGAGACGGUAAACGCUCUGGAUUCAUCACCAUCGGUUAUCGCGGCUCCUAUACUUUGGGGCGCGACAGUCAGUCCGACGCCAAGUUCAGACGUGUUGCUCGCAUUAUGGUCUGUGGCAAGACGUCGCUGGCUAAAGAGGUGUUUGGGGAGACGCUGAACGAGAGUCGUGACCCGGACCGACCCCCAGAGCGCUACACGUCACGCUACUACCUCAAAUUCACCUUCCUGGAGCAGGCCUUUGACAAGCUGGCAGACGCUGGGUUUCACAUGGUGGCCUGUAACUCCACGGGGACCUGCGCCUUCGCUCACGAGCAGACGGACGACAAGAUCUGGACCAGCUACACUGAAUACGUGUUCUACCGUGAGUGAGACCAUCAUCAGUCCUGGUCCCCGGGCCCCCAAGUGCUCCCCAGCCUCCAGCCCCUCUCCCGUUGCCUCCCUGGAUCCAGCCCUGGGUCCUCUUGCCUCCUGGACUCCAGCCCCUGCCCCCCCUAGUUCUUUGACCCCCCCUUGUGCUCCCUAGCCUCCAGCCCUUGGCUCCAACCACCAUGUGCCCCCCCCACUCUCCCAGCCUCCAGCACUUGGAUUCCUGCCUCAAGCCCCCCUGGCCCCCAGCCCCAUGGGCCCCUGCCUCAAGCCCCCUGGCCCCCAGCCCCAUGGACCCCUGCCUCAAGCCCCCUGGCCCCCAGCCCCAUGGGCCCC